Molecule: messenger RNA, 1713 nt
Organism: Manihot esculenta (cassava)
Lineage: Eukaryota; Viridiplantae; Streptophyta; Magnoliopsida; Malpighiales; Euphorbiaceae
Product: aspartic proteinase nepenthesin-1
Exons: 1
Coding region: 84-1487 (467 amino acids)
Biological process (GO): proteolysis
Cellular component (GO): extracellular region
Molecular function (GO): aspartic-type endopeptidase activity
Source: RefSeq, a predicted model, not a curated record
CGAUCUUAUCAUUCCUAGCAACUCUCUCCUUUUCCUCACAUAUAUCCCUCUAAAUUUUUUGCAGAUUCCAAAUUCUAUCAUGCAUGAUCAUAUUUUCUUACUGCCAUCUUUUUAAAGUCUCACCGUGCAUCCUACGCUGCCUUUUCUCUGCUACCCUCAUGGCUUCCAAGUUCCCUUUCUCUUGGGCCAUGAUAGUAGCAUUAGUAAUAUUUUCAUUGUUUUUUUCUCCUGCAUUUUCUACGUCUAGGCGAGUUUUAGACCACCCACCAGAGGUCAAAAAUGGGUUCCGAGUUAUGCUCAAACAUGUCGAUUCUGAUAAAAACUUAACCAAGUUUGAACAUAUCCAACACGGGAUUAAGCGUGCGAGUCACAGGUUGCAAAGGUUCAAAGCAAUGGUCCUAGCAGCUGGUUCGAAUUCGCAAAUUGACGCUCCAGUCUUUCCAGGGAAUGGUGAAUUCUUGAUGAAGUUAGCGAUUGGAACGCCAGCAGAAACCUACUCUGCAAUCCUGGAUACCGGCAGUGAUUUAAUAUGGACACAGUGUAAGCCUUGCACUCAGUGUUACAAUCAACCUAACCCCAUUUUCGACCCCACAAAGUCAUCUUCUUUCUCCAAGCUAUCAUGCUCAAGUCAACUAUGUAAAGCACUGCCUCAGUCCUCAUGCAGCGAUGGCUGCGAGUAUCUCUAUGCCUAUGGUGAUUAUUCUUCCACGCAAGGGAUUCUGGCAACUGAAACCUUCACGUUUGGCAAUGUUUCUGUUCCUAACGUUGGUUUUGGGUGUGGAGAAGACAACGAGGGAGAUGGGUUUACCCAAGGUUCAGGCCUAGUGGGGCUGGGGCGCGGACCCUUAUCACUAGUAUCUCAGCUCAAAGAAGCCAAAUUCUCUUAUUGCUUAACAUCGAUUGACGACACAGAAGCUAGUACACUUUUGAUGGGAUCUCUAGCAAGCGUGAGUGGCAAUUCUAAUGCAAUCAAAACAACCCCUUUAAUCCAAAAUCCAUUGCAGCCAUCUUUUUAUUAUCUUUCUCUUGAAGGUAUAUCGGUUGGUGGCAAACGCUUGGCUAUCAAGAAAUCAACUUUUAAACUUCAAGAAGAUGGUAGUGGUGGCAUAAUUAUAGACUCUGGGACUACAAUAACCUAUCUAGAAGAGAGCGCUUUUGAUUUGGUGAAAAAAGAGUUCACAUCUCAGAUGGGGCUGUCAGUGGACAACUCAGGUGCUACAGGGCUUGAACUUUGCUUCACCUUACCGUCAGAUUCAAGUGAAGUAGAGGUGCCUAAGUUUGUAUUCCAUUUCAAAGACGCCGACUUAGAAUUGCCAGGGGAGAAUUAUAUGAUCGCUGAUUCAAGUGUAGGAGUAAUUUGUUUGGCGAUGGGGAGUUCAAAUGGAAUGUCUAUUUUGGGAAAUGUUCAACAGCAGAAUAUGUUGGUUCUCCAUGAUCUUGAUAAGGAAACCUUAUCUUUCCUUCCUACCAAAUGCGAUCAGUUGUGAGUUUCUGUGAUCAGCUUUGGCGAUUUUACUUCUGUGCUUUCCACAUUAUUGGUUAGAUGAUAUACAUUUUCAUUUACCAACCAAAAAAAAAAAAAAACUCGUUUCGUUUUCAUAAAAUCAAUUUUCUUUAUGUAUAUAUUCCCCUUCUUGCUUAACGUGUGAUACAUUUAUGUAACUAAAAUAAAUUUUUAAAAAAAGGAAAUAAUGUCAUUUUUUAUGAAUAUAA